Molecule: messenger RNA, 2316 nt
Organism: Tricharina praecox
Lineage: Eukaryota; Fungi; Ascomycota; Pezizomycetes; Pezizales; Pyronemataceae
Product: pyridoxal phosphate-dependent transferase
Exons: 3
Coding region: 402-2165 (587 amino acids)
Biological process (GO): biosynthetic process
Molecular function (GO): pyridoxal phosphate binding; transaminase activity
Source: RefSeq, a predicted model, not a curated record
AGAACCUCAACUUCUCCAUCAUUCUUCAUUUUCGCCGUUUCCUUUGCCGGGAUACCUCAAUAACGCGGCCUAAUUAAUUCCGCAAUCGUCGCGAUCUCGUUCGCCACCUCUGCAGGCGCCUUUCCAUAUGUGUAGUACCACGCGAACACCGAAUGAAACAUCAGUUUCGUCCGAAAACAGUAACGAGUUGGACUUCAAGACUCACGACGACGACGCCUUGGGUGAGCGACUGCGUUGACCAUGAAUUUGUCAUCCGGCUCUAAAGGGCACGGGCGGCGCCGAGGCCGGCCGUGGACAGUUGAACUCCGCGAUAGGUACCUAGCUCUCUUAUCUCCAGCAGUCAAAUACCACAAGGUCGCCUGCGAAUACCAGCCCUUUUGCGUUCACACGAUUCCAUCACGAUGCCGCAGCACCCACGAAUUACCUGCAAUACCGGCCAUGCCACCGGCUCAAGCGCCGAUUCCGGGCGAAAGCCUGCGGACCUCACCCAUCACUUCAACGCCAGCACACGCGCGCGGAAGCCCAGCGUCAUGAAGGGCCUCUACAAGUACUUUAUGGUGCCGGGAAUGUCCAACAUCGCCGGCGGUCUUCCGUACCCCGGCUUCUUCCCCUACGACACCCUGCGUGCCGAUGUCGCGUCACCCGAGCGUCUCCUCGACAUCGCCUUCCACGGGCUCACGCCCGCUAAGGCGAGCUCCAGCUUCUUCUCGCGCCGCCGACGCGAAAAGGACCCAAAGACGUCUCACAUUUCGAUCCCGAAAUUCGAGCCGUCGCAGCCUGCCGAGAAGCGCAUCGACGUCGCCACGACGCUGCAGUACGGGCGCGCCACGGGCCUGCCCGCGCUCGCGGACUUUGUGCGCGAGUUCACGUUCGCCCACAUGAUGCAGGGGCAACUCGCGUAUGCCGAGGACCAAGCGGAUAUCGUGCUCACGUGUGGUUCGACCGAUGGGUUCUCGAAGAUUGUGCAAUGCUUCGGCACCGCGGGCGACUCCAUGCUCGUCGAGGAGUUUACGUAUCCUAAUGCGCUGCAGACCGCUGCGCCGUUCGGAAUCAGUACCGCGCCGGUCAGGAUGGACGAGGGCGGGAUGAUGGUCGAUGGCCCGGGUGGACUAAGGGACGUCCUCGAGAACUGGAAUGUCGAGAAGAGUGGGCGGCGUCCACACUUGAUGUACACGGUCACCAUCGGACAGAACCCAACCGGCAUCACGCUGAAGCGCCAGCGACGGAAGGAGAUCUAUGAGCUGUGCGAUAGGUUCGAUGUGCUCAUCCUCGAGGACGACCCGUAUUGGCAUCUACAGUUCACGCCGGAAUCUCACAAUCUCCCCAGCGAUACGGAGACGAAAUACCCAUUCUUGGCCGCGCUGGAACUCAGCUUCCUCAGCAUCGACACGUCCGGGCGCGUGAUCCGACUGGACACCUUCUCGAAGACCAUCGCGCCAGGCUGCAGGAUGGGAUGGAUCACGGCACAGAAGCCGAUCAUUGCUGCGAUCGUGGCGGCGACGGAGUCGAGCACCCAACAGCCGUCUGGAUUCGUACAGGGUAUGGUUGCCGAGCUGCUGUGUCGUGCUUGGGGGAUGGACGGCUGGGUGGCGUGGCUCGAGUCGCUUCGCGACGUUUACGAGGAGCGUAUGGUCUCCAUGACCGCCAUUCUGGAGGAGGGCAAGGAGAUCAUCACCGUCACGUCACGUGACGACCUUGAGGUGGUGGAGAGAACACAACUCUACUCCUUCAACAAGCCCGAAGGUGGCAUGUUCGUAUGGAUCAGAAUGGACGUGUCAUCGCACCCCGCAUACAAAGCAUUCAUUUCCCGGGGGAACAGCAAGGCGGACAUGCUCACCAAAUUGUGGGAGUGGAAUGCCGUGACACAGUUGGCGCUUCCCUGUCCGGGAGGAAUGUUUACCGGCGGCGAGAAGUGCCGCGAUAAGGCGGACGAUUACUUUCGCUUCUGCUUUGCGGCGAUAGAGCUUGAGGAGGUGAAAGCUGCCACGAGCCGGUGGGUCCAGGGCACAGAGAAGUUUUGGCACUUGAAGGCGUGGGAGAUCGAGAAGAUUGGGGAGGCCGAGUCCGUUAUUGGGACGGGUGCGAACAAGAGGGGACAGGACGGUGGGUGGGGCGGGUGGAUAGGUGGGAAAGGACGGUUCGAGGUGAAGUUUGAAGACUUUUGAAUGGAUACUUGGAAUUGUGUAGUCGGACGGCAUCUUUUACUAUUUGUUUGUUUUUGGUUCCAGAUUGGUUGUUAUUAUUAAGGCUAGAAGUUAGUUAGUCGUUCAGGUUAUUCUUAUUAUCUGUGCACCGUUGUCAUUGGCUCACCACGAC